Molecule: messenger RNA, 2204 nt
Organism: Nylanderia fulva
Lineage: Eukaryota; Metazoa; Arthropoda; Insecta; Hymenoptera; Formicidae
Biological process (GO): regulation of DNA-templated transcription; negative regulation of organ growth; cell migration
Cellular component (GO): cytoplasm
Molecular function (GO): ubiquitin binding; kinase binding; molecular adaptor activity
Source: RefSeq, a predicted model, not a curated record
UUGAUUAUUUAAAAAAUUAGACAUGAUGGAGUAAAACGAGUUAUGGAUUUAGAUUCAAAGACUCAAAAUCCGUAAAAAAUACCUACUCUGGUUUCAGUAACAAAACAAAAAUUUUAUUUUAUGGUUCUGUGUAAUUUAUUAUAUUUGAUAGUAAUAAAAAUUUCAUAAAACUGGCGCGAACUGAGGAAAAAUGGCGGGCCAAUCAGAGGUUGCUGUCUUAUGUCCAGAGAGUCUCUACUUCGCAGCAGCGUGCAUUGUGCAUCGCAUGAUCAGCAAAAGCACGCAACGAAACGAAUCUGUUAAAGAAACCAAAUCAGUACGAAAACACAUCGUGUGCUGUGUACUUUGUAUUGCUUAACCUGGUGCCAAUUGCCAAUCCAAUUACCGAAGUAGCAUUAAAUCAAACGUAGUUGCGAACAUGUCAUAAAUUUCGUUUGGUUUAAUUUUAUCGAAUUAGUUCAAACAUAAGGAAAUAUCGUGUAAAAAUCGGCGCGUAUAUGUGUAUGAAACGUUGGAGAGGAAAGUGAUUUCUACUCAAUAUUCUCGCCAUAAUUGUCAAAACACACAGGAAAGAUGGCGGAGCAGAGUGACAGGAGUCAAUUACCGCCCGGUUGGGAAUGCAGAUACGAUAUUCGCAGUGGUCGUCCAUAUUUUAUAAACCAUUUUAAUCGUACUACAACAUGGGAAGAUCCAAGAGUGAGAUACUGGCAGUAUUCUCAAUAUAUACAAUCUCAGAACUCGAUGGCUUUGAGUUCAGCUACUACUACUACUACUUCUCAAGAUAUUCCUAUGCAGAUUGGAGGAAGCGGAAGUGGUGGGCACUUAAGUUAUGUAGGUGGUCAUAGAGCUCCACAAAUUUAUCCGACACCGUCCCCUUAUCAUAAUCCACAACUAGCAUUUUUACCUCCCAGCGCACAGGAGCUGAAAACACCACUAUCGCUGAAAUCUACCAGUGCAGUGACAACUCGAUUUGGCGAUUUAACUUUAGAAUCUCCGACUCCAGUAAGAAAUACAGAGACAAGUUUUACUCAAAACUCCGAUUCUGAAUCACAAGUGGCAAAAAUCAACGCUGUAUUUCCGACAGUUUCCGAUACGCAUAUUCGUCUUUUACUGAAAAAAUACCAUAACAGAGCAGCUUUGGUCAUGAGUGCCCUUCAAGUGGAAAAGAAUCCUCUUUGCGCCCCGGGACCGUGUACACCUGUAGGAGUGCAUUCAAAUUAUACAAUCCCGAGAUGGCGUCUACCAGCUCAUACUAUACAUGCAGCACUAACAUUGAGUCCGCCUCGCGGAGUUCGGCCAGCCCCUAACUCCCCAAAAAUGAAACUUAGGUAUCUGAAAAGUAUAUUUCCAAAUGUGGACGAAACAAUAUUAUUGGAUAUAUUAGAACAAAGUGAUAACAAUGUGCAGAAGGCAUCUGAUAAACUAAUCGAUUUAGGAUAUGAAAAACGGAAUCCUAUUUUUCCUCCCAAGGUUGUUCCAAAAAAGAAAGAAGAAGAAGAGACAAACAAUGAGCCAACUGUUCCUACACCUCCUCCACGCAUGAAAAGUGCGGAAGAAAAGAAUAUAUUGAAGAAGCGUUUGACGGAAAAAUAUAAAAUGGUACCAGAUCGAGUAGUAAUGCUUGCCAUGGAUAGUGUAGAUUAUGAUGAAGAAAGAGCAAUACAUAUAUUAGAUAUAGUAGUAGCAGAGGAAGCUACUCGUCCGCUAUGUACUUCUAGUAGUCAAAGCAGUAAAAGUACCGAACGAAAAGAUAGUCCGCCAGUGACGGAAGCUAUAAAAUUCAGUGUUUCUCCAAUUAAAAAAAUAAACAAGGAUGCGGAGACUAAAAAGUCGAAACGGUCGAAAAAUAAGACAGAGAUACCGAAAGUUUCACGUGGAACUAGUACUACAGAGGACAAAGAAUAUAAAUCCCCAUAUCUAAUAAAACCAGUCGGAUCAAACUCGGAUUUAAUAAAAGGAGCAAAUAAUGAUUUAUUGUUGCCAGAUUAUGCGCCAUGGUCGGGGCCAGAUGCAAGUUUGCUGUGCAAACAACCAUUUUCAAGGUCACUUGCGAUAGGGCGUGAUGCAGGUUUACUUUCUACAAAUAAUUGCCUCGCUAAAGGUCCGCAGUCCGAAUUACGAAAAGGACCAAUAAGGGGAUUAGCUCAAGGUUCCAUCUAUUCCCAAAGGAAUGUAACCAAUACAGAAAGUCGUGGUAAAUGAAA